Messenger RNA from Neofelis nebulosa (Clouded leopard), 1387 nucleotides. Its product is annotated as MAPK-interacting and spindle-stabilizing protein-like. The record is from RefSeq and is a predicted model, not a curated record. Lineage: Eukaryota; Metazoa; Chordata; Mammalia; Carnivora; Felidae. The coding region runs from base 1 to 693 and encodes 230 amino acids. The transcript has 3 exons.
AUGGCGGCGACCUCGCCCCGCGGCGGCGGCGGCGGCGGCUGCGGCGGCUACAGCUCCCGGGGACCCGGCCGCCGCCGCGCCGCGCUCCCGCGCGCCCCGGGCUCCUCCGCCAUGUUCCGGCAAACUUCGCCGACCCCGCGAGCCGUCUCCCCGCCGCGCCGCGCCGCCCCGCGCGGGAUUCGCUCCGGCUCGGCCCCGGCCCGCGGUCACCUGCUGGGCCGGGCGGCCGCGCCGCCGUGCGCGCCCCUCCCGGCGCCGCCCCGGCCCCUCCCGCCGGCCGCGCCCUCCGCCCGCCCGGGGCCGCCUCCGCGCCCCGACCCGCGGGCGCCCGGCCUCUCCCGCCCGCCCCGGGGCUCCGCGCUCCCCCGGCUCCGCCUCGCGCACUUCCCGGGAGCGGCUUCCCGGGGCCCACUGGGCUCAGAGGGUUGUUUUUUUUGUUUUGUUUUGUUUUUUCCUCUCGGUGUUUGGCGCUUUUCCCCGCCUUCCUCACCCGGAUUCAACCCUCGAGGCUGGAUCCCGGGGGGCGUCGGGAGGGCCGGCGGCGGGUGGGCGCGGAGUGCGGGGGUCGCUGCCACUGCGCGCGCCGCGCCUCGGGGGGAACUAGAAUGCGUUCGGGAGCUGCCUGCCGGGCCCCGGGCACCCCCAGUGCCUGGCACUCAGCGGGCGCUCAAUAAAUAUUUGUUGAAUGAAUGAGCAGUUGACUACCGCGUUCACCCCCUGGAGCUUUAACUGACACCGAGAGGACCGGAAGCCGAGCUCCAGGGCGGACGCGACCUCCCGGGGCCACCGUUGAUAGCUUUCAAAGCGGGCGUAUUUGUCUCCGGGACUUAAUCACCUUUAGGACUUCCUCAGUGAUUCCUCCACGUGGACCCCUAGGAGCUGAAGCAUUUGCAUUAUAGAAUGGGGACUUCACAAAGGAAAUGUCCCUCCUGGCACCGAGGGACAAAAAUCACCAACUGUGGAAAACCUGAUUCUUGAUCAGUGAAACUUUCAAGGACAGAUCUUGAUCAAAAGGGAGAAAUGUGAAAAUAAGUCAAGGAAACCUCAUUUAUCAUGAAGUUGGGGAGCCCUGAAGGGGCAGUUCUCACGCAUACACAUUUGUCGCAGUCUAAUAGCCAGCAGGAAGAAGGAAGAUCCCUCCCUGUCCCAGAAACAAUGCACUAACCACAACUUACAGCCAAUAAGAAAUCACCAGGACUCACGUUCUUUUCGGUGAAUUUUUGUUCAAAACAACUCUCCUCAAUUUCCUCUUAAAACCUAGUAAAAGUUGACUUUCCCUUUGUCUCUUCAGACUCCUCUAUGUUUUCCCCAUAGUUUGAUUUUCUCAAAUUGUGCUUUCUCAGCUAUUCUCAAAUAAACUCAUUUUGCUAAUAAAAUAACUGGCUAA